Messenger RNA from Cotesia glomerata, 1153 nucleotides. Its product is annotated as speckle-type POZ protein B-like. Gene Ontology annotation, cellular component: cytoplasm. The coding region runs from base 1 to 1077 and encodes 358 amino acids. Gene Ontology annotation, molecular function: ubiquitin protein ligase binding. The transcript is spliced from 2 exons. Gene Ontology annotation, biological process: proteasome-mediated ubiquitin-dependent protein catabolic process; regulation of proteolysis. Lineage: Eukaryota; Metazoa; Arthropoda; Insecta; Hymenoptera; Braconidae. The record is from RefSeq and is a predicted model, not a curated record.
AUGGAAGGUUAUACAUUUGUCAAAAAAAGUAAAAUUAUCUUUGAGUGGAAAAUACCAGACGCAAGUUCUUUUUUAAUUAAAGAAAGUUCGGAAAAUGAAAUAUUGAAGUCUUCGGAUUUUACUUCAGGAUCUAAACUUGAUGAUUUGUGGCGGCUAGAGUUAUGGUUGAAUAAUGAACAUAAUUUAAUAACGGAAGAUUUCGAGGAAGAUCUCGAUCUAAACAAUUAUUUGUCAAUUUCGUUGUGUAAAUUGCAUGAUUAUAACAUCAAUACAAAAUAUAGUUUUUGGAUUUUAACUGAUAAGCAAGAAAAAAUUUCAUUUUAUUCUCAAUUCGUCGAUGCAGAGAAUGACUCUGGUGAAGACUGGGGCGUUGAUGAAUUUGUAGAGAAACAAAAGUUAUUAGACAACAAGGCCGAAUUUUUACCCAAUGAUACUUUGACAAUUCAAGUUGAAAUUAUAAUUGAUGAUGAUGCCUUGACAAUUCCAGUCGAAAAUUUAUCUAACUCAUCACCAAGUCAAUUAGGUCAAGACUUAGGAAAUCUUUACGAGAACAAAGAAAAUUGCGAUAUUACAAUAAUUGUUGGAAAUACAAGAUUUAAAGCUCAUAAAUUAAUUCUGAGUGUCCGGAGUCCAGUUUUGGCUGCGGCGUUCACUCACGAUAUGAUUGAGAAGAAAUCCAAUGAAGUAUCAAUACCAGACAUUGAUCCUGAAAUAUUUGAGAAAGUCCUCAGGUACAUUUACACUGGCCAAGUCUCAGAUCAAGAGGUUGUUGCAGCUAGAUUAUUGGAGGCAGCUGACAAGUAUCAGCUUCUUUCUUUGAAGAAACUCUGCGAAGAAGCACUAAUGAGAUCUUCUAAUCGGGGAAAUAUCGUUGAGAUAGUGGCUUUAGCAGAUCGACACAGUGCUCAAAAUUUGAAAGAUUACGCUAUUAAAUGCAUUAUUGCUGAUGCAACAAAUGUCAUGAAAACUCCUGAGUUUGGAGAACUUGAAAGAACCAACCCGUCCCUUGCAUUGGAAUUAUUGAGAAAAUAUACCUUUUCACAGAUUAAUAACACUACUGUAACUUAUUCAAAUUAAUGGUAAAAGAGGAAUCAAGAAGUUUAAAUCCAGAUUUUAUCUUACAAGACAUUUCAAGAAUAUUAUGAAUUAAAAA